AACUAUUGAGUAUCAUGUCCUCGAUUGAGUUCAGUGGAGCAUGUUAAUAAAUAUCAAUAGUCAUUGUUAUUAAAAGUUGCUUUGAGUGUUUUCUACGAUCAGGGAAAUCCAGGCGCUCCUGAAAGAAUGCAAUAACUUGCCCUUAUUACAAAACGAGUAGACUUAUUAAACCUACUCAUAAGGCACUACUCUCAGAUUUGAUACUCCAACCACGAGCCAUUUCUAGUGGCCAUUCAGUCAACAGUGGAUUCUCUUCUCUAGAUUAGAUUACAACUAAUCUGUUCCACCGGACAUAACCAAAACUACGUCACACUGUUCCUAGAAAGUUUGUAUUCAAACUUGCAUAUCUGGGCUUAUCGAUGAUUGAACUAAAUAGUUAUUACUAUUAUCGCACUAUCGAACCUCUCAAGUAUAAAAUGCCUUUACCAGUAAUAGAAAAGUAUCAUUACCUUGCCUGAUUCCGUCGAAGAAAGUGUUUCCAAAAUGAAAGUGUUUCUUGUUUUCUGUAGUUUUUUGAUCGCUUCUGCACUAGGAAGUUUUCUUCAAUACGAUGAUAAAUACAUCAAUCGAGUAGUGGGAGGUCAGGAGGCGAAACCAGGCUCUGCUCCGUACCAAGUAUCGCUGCAAGGACUUUUCGGUCAUUCAUGUGGAGGCGCAAUCAUCGGGGAUCAGUGGGUUCUAACGGCUGCUCAUUGCGUUCAAGGAUCGGUUUCUGGAAUGCAAGUCCUGGUCGGAACAAAUAGUUUGAAGGAAGGUGGCCGCAAGUACAAGCCCUCCAAAUUUAUUGUGCAUAGCCGUUACAACAAGCCGCAAUUCCACAACGACAUCGCUCUUAUAAAGUUGACCGAUAAAAUUCAGUUCUCGGACGAUAUCAAGGUGAUCGGUUAUUCCGAAAAGGUAGUUCCCGUGAAUUCAACCCUCGUUCUUACUGGAUGGGGAAGAACUUCUACUAAUGGACCGAUUCCGACCAAACUGCAAACCAUCGAACUGAAUUACGUUCCCUAUGAAGAGUGUCGAAAGUUGCAUGGGGACAGUGAGGAUGUCGAUAUCGGGCACAUUUGCACGCUCAAUAAGGUUGGAGAAGGUGCUUGCAAUGGUGAUUCCGGUGGUCCGCUGACUUACAAUGGUAAAUUGGUAGGAGUCGUGAACUUUGGUGUACCGUGUGCGAGAGGAUAUCCGGAUGCCUAUGCUCGAGUUUCUUACUAUCAUGAUUGGAUCCGAACUAACAUAAAAAAUAAUUCUUAGAUUGAAGACUUUGAAAUAUAUUCUGCCUGCUUACGUAAAUGA
Uranotaenia lowii is the source of this 1287-nucleotide messenger RNA. Its product is annotated as chymotrypsin-2-like. The transcript has 3 exons. The record is from RefSeq and is a predicted model, not a curated record. Gene Ontology annotation, biological process: proteolysis. Lineage: Eukaryota; Metazoa; Arthropoda; Insecta; Diptera; Culicidae. Gene Ontology annotation, molecular function: serine-type endopeptidase activity. The coding region runs from base 484 to 1245 and encodes 253 amino acids.